Molecule: messenger RNA, 959 nt
Organism: Rhodotorula graminis WP1
Lineage: Eukaryota; Fungi; Basidiomycota; Microbotryomycetes; Sporidiobolales; Sporidiobolaceae
Exons: 4
Coding region: 1-924 (307 amino acids)
Biological process (GO): protein folding
Cellular component (GO): cytoplasm
Source: RefSeq, a predicted model, not a curated record
AUGGUGCGUGCACCGAUCAACUACGACGAGGACACCGAGUUCAACGACGCCCUGAGGCGACACGGCAUCAUCCCGCCCAAGGAGUCGUCCGGCUCUCGCUCGCCGAGCCCUCCCCCUGCACCCGCGAGCCCGACCCUGUCUGAGCUCGACCUCGACGACCUCGACAUCGCCAAGGACGACAUCGUGUCGCGAGCCGACCUCGAGCACGCGCUCGAGGCGCGCAAGGCGAGGGAGCGCGACGCGCUCGACAAGCGGCGGUUCGGGCGCGUGUACAACAUUGGCAAGGUCGACUACACGCGCGAGGUGACCGAGGCGAGCAACGAGGAGCUGCCCGGCGAGCCAGAAGGUUGGGGCAUCGGCGUCGUCUGCAUCCUCUUCAAGGACAGCGUCCCCGAGUCGAAGAAGCUCAUGCCGCUCAUUGCCGAGCUCGCGUCGCUGUACCCGUCGUCCAAGUUCGUCUCGAUCGUGUCGGACCACUGCAUCGAGAACUACCCGGACAAGAACGUGCCGACCCUCCUCGUGUACCGCAAGGGCGCCCUGAUGGGCCAGAUCGUCGGCCUCGGCAGCAUGAACGGCAUGAACGCGACGCUCAGGGACGUCGAGCGCGUCCUGUUUGCGUUCCGCGGCAUCGACUUCCACCUCAAAGUCGGGUACGACGCCGCGCCCGUCUCGUCCCAGUUUGCGUCGCGGUCCGACGCGGCGCAGCCCUUGUCCAAGGGCGGCGCGACGCACGGCGAGGGGCGGCCCGAGCGGCCGACGAGCGGCGACGAGGACGGCAGCGGGGCCGACAGCGACGACGACGACCAGGCGUUUGUCGGCGGUGGGAGGAGGAGCGGGAUCCGCCAGGGCUCCAAGCUGAGCGACGCGAGGAGGAGGGCGGCCAAGAAGGGCGGCGACGACUCGGACAGCGACUUUGACUUGUAGCGCGCGCGCGAAUGAUAGAACUCGCUCGUUGCAGG